Molecule: messenger RNA, 1092 nt
Organism: Cetraspora pellucida
Lineage: Eukaryota; Fungi; Glomeromycota; Glomeromycetes; Diversisporales; Gigasporaceae
Source: the annotation of a GenBank genome assembly
AUGUGGGAAGAAACUAAGUGGUGUGAUAGGGGCCUUCUCGGUUCUUAUCAUUCAAGGCUUUUUGCUGAACCACAAAACCGGUGUGAGGCCCAAGAACCUCGAAAUGAUUAUAAGUUGUCAAGAAAAUGGGAGAUGCGUAAAUUAGCUAAUGAUUGCUCUGUGUAUUUUUACAAUCCGACGAUGACAAUUACUGAACUAACAGAAGAUGCUACUAGGUGGAUCAUUAAUGAAGUAGAUAUUUCCGUUAUUUGUGCUGAAUACCGAGCUUCUAUAAUUGAAAAAUGCAAAACAAGGGCAAUAUUAAAUUCUGAUGAAGAACUUGCUUUAAGUCAUGUAUUUCUAUUCCAAGAAGAGAAUUUACAAGGACUUCGUGAAUUCUUCGAUGAUGGGUUAUGGCAGUUUGUGAAGAUCGCAUCCAGACAACAAGACCCUCGACAGCAUCUAACUGAAAUAAAAAGUUAUCUUAGAAGUUACAAGGCUAAUGGAGGAUUUGAAAAAAUAAUGCACGAUAUUCUUUAUCAUCCGGCAGUUAUCAAAAUUUGUUUGUUAAAAAAUAAUAAAAUUGAAGACACACAUUCUCAUAACGAUCUAGACUCUGUGAUUAAACCAUUUUUUCCGGAAGGUAAAAAAACAAUUAUGGAUUGGUAUGUAUACAAAUCUGCUUGGAUUAAAAAACAAUUUGACCAUAUUCUUCUUGGUUCAAAGCCUGAUUUUACAAUAAGAACUACUAACCUAAAAAAAUCUAUUGAAUUGAUGUUCGCUGAAAUAAAACCACCGAAUGCGCGAUCAGAUUUAGUAAAUGAAGAUCUGGUAGCUUUGGGUAAAAUGAUGCGAGCAUCUUUAGAUAAGUCAUUAGACGAUGGGGUUGAUAUUGUUAUCUGUGGGCUUCAUGUUAUCGGUAAAUGCUAUGUUAUUGAUCUUCUUUAUGAUUGGAUCUAUCAUCUGAUAUUGAUCGGAGAAUUUAGAUUUCCAGAGGAUUCAACUUGGAGAAUACUUAUGAACUGUUUUCAAGUGAUUGUUACAAUUCAGGAUCUUGUGAAUAGAGGAGCAACCAAGUACCAAAAUUUGAUUCGAAAAAUACAAAUCAAGUGA